Messenger RNA from Elaeis guineensis (African oil palm), 1549 nucleotides. Its product is annotated as GATA transcription factor 9. Gene Ontology annotation, biological process: positive regulation of DNA-templated transcription; cell differentiation. Gene Ontology annotation, cellular component: nucleus. Gene Ontology annotation, molecular function: zinc ion binding; sequence-specific DNA binding. Lineage: Eukaryota; Viridiplantae; Streptophyta; Magnoliopsida; Arecales; Arecaceae. The record is from RefSeq and is a predicted model, not a curated record.
CCUUUUUUCGACGGUAAUAUAAUUUUUUCUCACCCCACCUUUCGCUUUAUUUACUCCACCGGAUCCUUCCCUCAUUUCAGCUGUCCGCCUCUGACCUUCAAAUAAACCCUAACUCCUCUCCAGCUCUCUCGCCCCUUCUCUCGUCUCUCUUCUCUCUUCUCGUCCUCUUUGAUCGAAGUUUUAGAAACCCUAACCUUGAUUUAGGCUUCGAGGAGUUCCAAUGGAGGCGCCGGAGUACUUGCAUGGCGGUUACUACAAGGCGGGAACCCCCCAAUUCGCGCCAGAGAAGAAGGUCGGCGGUGGUGCGGGGGAACAUUUCGUGGUGGAGGACCUGCUCGACUUCUCGAACGAGGAGGAUGAGGCCGGCGUGGCGGCCGGCGGGGACGACGCGGGGUUCGACGCCACGGCCGGGAACUCGACGGACUCCUCCACGGUCACCGCCGUGGACAGCUGCAGCAACUCUUUCUCCGGUUCCGACCCGCAUUUCUCCGGUGACCUUGUCUGCCGGAGCUUCGCCGACGCCAGCCUCUCCGGCGACCUCUGCGAGCCGUACGACGAAUUAGCCGAGCUCGAGUGGCUCUCCAAUUUCGUCGAGGAGUCCUUCUCCAGCGAAGACCUCCAGAAACUUCAGCUCAUCUCUGGAAUCAAAUCUUCCUCCUCCUCGUCGGAGAACCGGGCGGAGAUCGCCCCCACCGUCGGCGGAGGAGCCGCCCAGCCGGCUCUUUUCCGGCCAGAGGCCCCUGUCCCCGGCAAGGCCCGGAGCAAGCGGUCCCGCGCCGCACCCUGCAGCUGGUCUUCGAGGCUUCUGGUUUUGUCUCCGACGACGACGGCGUCGUCGCCGGAAUCGGAGCUGCUCGUGCCGGCGGGAAGCUCCUGCGGGAAGAAGGCCGCGGUGAAGAAGAAGGACCAGUCGUCGAGGCCCGCGGUGGCACCGGCGGCGGACGGUCGGAAGUGCCUCCACUGCGCCACCGACAAGACGCCACAGUGGCGGACGGGGCCGAUGGGACCCAAGACGCUGUGCAACGCCUGCGGGGUCCGGUACAAGUCCGGCAGACUCGUGCCGGAGUACCGGCCGGCGGCGAGCCCAACCUUCGUGCUCUCCAAACACUCAAACUCUCACCGGAAGGUCCUCGAGCUCCGCCGCCAGAAGGAGCUCCAGCAGCAGCAGCUCCUUCAGGCCGGCAGCUCCGCCGUCUACGACGGAGGAGCGGCGGCCGCCGGCGAUGAUUUCUUGAUCCACCACCACCUGGGCCCCGAUUUUCGGCAACUCAUCUAACUGUUAACAGAGCUCGAAAUAUUUCCCAAAAAAAACGAAAAUCUCAUUUAGGAAGAAUUUCAGUAGGGCUAGCUUGGAGGAAUUUUCGUAGAAACUUUUAUUAGGCUCCUACUUUUGGGUUCUGAAGCAGUUCUCGUGUGUUUGAAUUCUCCUUCAAUUUAAUUUUUCUUUUGUUUAAUUUUCCUAACCUCGGAAAUCUAGAGAGAAUUCUAGUAUGUACUCCAGAAUUUUCUUUUACUUACAAAAAAAUCAAAAAAAAUAUAAAAUUGGGAA